AUGGAUCCCCGUUUCACGUCUCCAACCGAACCUCCGCGGCGCAAGUCUAAAGUAUCCUUGAGUCAACUCCUGGCGCAUAUACGCUCUACGGAUCAACGUGAGGGCAUUCAAGGCUUCAUCUUCAACUCGCCCGCACCGUCAGUUGCCUCGUCACGGAGCAGUAGCUUCACUCGUCGGAGAUCAAGUUGCGUGAUUCCUGAUAGUCGACAUCCAUCAGACCGAAGUAUUAUACUCGUCCCUUCUUACGAUUCCGAAUCGGACUCGGACUGUGAAUGUCAAUCGGCCAUUACUGCCAGCUCGAUCGGCAGCUUUACGCGUAAAGGAAGUGGUACUCCAUCUCAUCUUCGUUGCAUUGUCGAAGUAGAUGGAGAAAAGCCAACGCUCACUACGGACUGUCCUCUGGCCCAGAACACCGCGCCCAGCUUGCCUAGCCAUGUGCGUCAACGGAGACCCCCGCCCUUGGGACUCCGUUGUGUCGUUGAUGUCUCUCGUGAUCCUUCCUUGGACACCUGGACGUUCAGCACCGCCGACAGCGGAUUGGCCGUCAAGACACCCAGUAGCGUGGACAGCUUCAAAUGCAAAGGCAUACCCUUUGACGAGCACGUGGGGUCUACGGUUUUCGUACCUGUGGAAAAGGCGCCGAAGAAGCCACCGAUGUCUGCGCCUGCGACGGAUUGGGCAGCCUUUUUCAGAACGGACAUCAGCACUGGACCUCCCCCAGUCAACAAGGCUACUCGUCCGCGCAAAUCUUCCGUGGGUGAAACGGUGAAGAAGCCACGUCCGCUCCCGCCACUCCCUACCCGUCUGAUCAACCACACUCCAGCUAGGGCACAAACCUACCCCCCAGCCAAGUCGCAGAAUCGCCGGCCUCUCGACGCACCUCCUGAUUACUCUCUUGUCGACCCCUCGCUAGAGGUACAGUGCGUCAAAGCAUCGCGUCGGAGAGGUGGCUUGUUCUCUCCUCUUGCUGGUGGUAGCUACCCGCCGCAACUGGUGAAACAGAGCAGUGCUCCUCUUCAGCAUUCACGUCUCGAUGCCAAAAUUCUGCCUACUGACGAUAUCGAUCCUCCAAGGACAAUGCGACAAAAGAUUAAGAACGGCAUCGCCUCGAUGCACGGAAAGUCCAAUUCGCAAGAUUCGGCAUCUCGGAAACCAUUGAGAGAUGCUUCGUCUCGCAACAACUCGCUCGAGGGAGGACAGCCAUGCAAACUUUCGCUCUCCAAGACGUUGCGCAAAAAGUCGAUCGGUUCGAGGAAAAAGUCGCUGCCGAGUGCAUGGUUUGAUGAUGAUGAAUGCACGGACGGGAGUAGUGACAAAGAGUCCGGCAUCACCCUGGUAGUUCCCGCAAGGAUCCAACACGAACAUACACCACAAACUCAGGGAAGCAGUCCCUUUGAUCCAAACUUCUCCUUCGCUCGACGGUGCCAGCCUCGCCUGUCUGUGUCAGAGGCACCUGCCCCACGCUGGCGGCGCCUCUAG
Messenger RNA from Serendipita indica DSM 11827, 1479 nucleotides. Lineage: Eukaryota; Fungi; Basidiomycota; Agaricomycetes; Sebacinales; Serendipitaceae. The record is from the annotation of a GenBank genome assembly.